Dioscorea cayenensis subsp. rotundata (Guinea yam) is the source of this 669-nucleotide messenger RNA. Its product is annotated as auxin-responsive protein SAUR32-like. Gene Ontology annotation, biological process: response to auxin. The transcript has a single exon. The record is from RefSeq and is a predicted model, not a curated record. Lineage: Eukaryota; Viridiplantae; Streptophyta; Magnoliopsida; Dioscoreales; Dioscoreaceae. The coding region runs from base 273 to 641 and encodes 122 amino acids.
UCUUCUUGUUCUUAUUUUCAUCUUUGUCUUUCUCUCAUGCAUGCUUGUCUUCAAACACAACCAUGUCCAACAUUCCAACCUCUCUUUGUGACUCUUCUCUAACUCUUUUUCACCUCACCAUCUCUAGCUCUGAUCCUUGGCCUUUCUCUCUUCUCUAAUUAAUCUCAUAUAUAUAUAUAUAUAUAUAUAUAUAUAUCUUAAUUUGUCUCCUCUUCUACUUCUUCUCUAAAACUCAAUAAUAUAUAUAUAUAUAAAGAGUAUAUAUAUAUUAUAUGGGUCAUCACUUUCAUCUGCACAAAGGACACAUGACCGGAAAAAGGACGCCGGCGCCGGCGAAGGGAUGGAUGGGAAUAAGAGUGGGAGGAGAAGGAGAGGAGCAGAAGAAGUUUGCUGUGCCGGUGGAGUACUUGAACCAUCCUUUGUUUGUAGGGUUGUUGAAAGAAGCUGAAGAAGAGUAUGGGUUUCAGUAUCAUGAAGGAGUUAUCACUAUUCCUUGCCACCUUGAGUAUUUUCAUAAGGUUAGGUCUGUUAUUGACCGUGAUUGCUCCGCCGCCGCCGCCGGUGGUGGUGGUGGUGGUGGUCAUCAUCACCACCACUUGCAUGGCCAUGGCCACCACCUUGUUGGAUGCUUCAGAGCUUAAUUAAAGAGUUUGUUGAGGUUGAUGAUGA